Messenger RNA from Triticum urartu, 2049 nucleotides. RefSeq names its product WRKY transcription factor WRKY24. Gene Ontology annotation, molecular function: sequence-specific DNA binding; DNA-binding transcription factor activity. Gene Ontology annotation, biological process: regulation of DNA-templated transcription. The record is from RefSeq and is a predicted model, not a curated record. Lineage: Eukaryota; Viridiplantae; Streptophyta; Magnoliopsida; Poales; Poaceae.
ACCGUCGAUCGAUCCCAUUCCCAGCUGCGCGCGCUCUUUGCUCCCCUUCUCCCUCUCCGGCCGUCUCCCUCGCCGCCGGUGACCUCGACGGCUGCAAGCUAGCUAGCUCCGGCGCUGCGCUGGCCAACUCGGGACCUGUCGCGCUCGCCUUCGCAACGAACACCUCGUUCUCUGCUGGCGGCAGAGGUGGAUCAAGGCUGUCGAUACCCAUGGCCAUGACGCCGCCGUCCUCCUUCCCGCCGGCGUCCCCGUCGUCGUACUUCAACAUGUCCUCCGGGUUCCUCGACUCGCCGGUCCUCCUCACCCCCAGCCUAUUCGCAUCGCCGACGACGGGCGCAUUCCCCUCGCACCAGUUCAACUGGAUGGGGACGCCGGAGAACGACGGCCUGCAGGGAAGCACCAGCCAGGACGAGCAGCGGCAGUACUCCGGCUUCACGUUCCAGACGACGGCGCCGCUGCCGGCGGUGACCACCACGACCGCGUCCUCCUUCCUGCAGUCGGCCAUGCCCAUGGCUCAACUGGUGGGAGACUCGUACGAGCAGCAGCAGCAACCGUGGAGCUACCAAGACACGGGCAUGAACGGGGGCGCGAGGCCGGCCGAGUUCACCACGCAAUUCGAGCCGCCGACCACGUCGACCAUCAUGGCGACGACGGCGCCCGACGUGCUCGGGAACGGCGCCUACAGCGUCCCGGUGCCGUCGGGGACGGCCGGGUACCGCGUGCAGAGCCGGCGGCCGUCGUCGGACGACGGCUACAACUGGCGCAAGUACGGGCAGAAGCAGAUGAAGGGGAGCGAGAACCCGCGCAGCUACUACAAGUGCUCCUUCGCCGGCUGCCCCACCAAGAAGAAGGUGGAGCAGGCGCCCGACGGUCAGGUCACCGAGAUCGUCUACAAGGGCACGCACAACCACCCCAAGCCGCAGAACCCGCGCCGGGGCUCCGGCUCGGCGGUGUCGUCGUCGUACGCGCUGCAGUGCCACGGGGCCAACGACGCGUCGAGCGACGCGCUCUCCGGCACGCCCGAGAACUCCUCGGCGUCCUACGGGGAGGACGAGAUGAACGGCGUGAGCUCGAGGCUGGCCGGAGCCGUCGGCGGCGGUGAUGAUCAGUUCGACGACGAGGAGCCUGACUGCAAGAGAUGGAGGAGCGACGGCGAGGCGACGAUUAUGGGCGUCGGCAACCGGACGGUGCGGGAGCCGAGGGUCGUCGUCCAGACGAUGAGCGACAUCGACAUCCUCGACGAUGGCUACCGGUGGCGCAAGUACGGGCAGAAGGUGGUCAAGGGCAACCCAAACCCGAGGAGCUACUACAAGUGCACGACGCCCAACUGCCCGGUGCGGAAGCACGUGGAGCGCGCGUCGCAGGACCUGCGGGCCGUGGUCACCACGUACGAGGGCAAGCACAACCACGACGUGCCGGCUGCGCGCGGGAGUGCCGCCGCAGCAGCACGGUACCGCGCCGCGACGCUGCAACCGGCCGCGAGCUACCUGCAGGGCGCCGGCGGCUAUUCCAGCCUUCGCCCCGACGGGUUCGGCGGCGUCGACGGCGGCGGCGCGCCCGCGGAGAUGAGCGGGUUCGCGCUGUCCGGGUUCGGCAACCCCUCGUACUCGUACCCGAGCAUGCAGGAGCAGCAGCAGCAACAGAGCGACGCGAUGUACUACGACGCCUCGAGGACCAAGGACGAGCCGAGGGACGACAUGUUCUUCGGCCACUCGUCGAUGUUCUGACCGGAAAAUUCUCAACGACACCCAUCGAAAUCAAGGAGUAGGAUUGUUCAUUUUUAUCUUUUUUUGGACUGUGUGUGCAUAGGUCUCCGGUCAGGUUAGUUCAUUUUUUUGGAGGCCCGGACAAGGACAUGACUGCCAGAAUGGUGGUGGCACAUGGCCUCCAUUUAACACCUUGCACAAGGAAGAUUAGUAGCAUAGGGAAUAAAGUAGAGGAUCCAUUUACGUUUUUUUCGGCAGUUUGACUGCCUUUUAUUCUCGGUGAAAAUUCGUUGUAAUCAUAUUAAUUUUACCCUUAAUUUUAACACAAGCUUGAAUGAUCUCA